AUGGCUUGCACCUUCGGCGGCUGGCUCGAGUUUGUCUGGGCGCGCUGGGACGAGCCGUACGAGAGCAUCUCGCCGCUGGUGCGCGGGUCGCCCAUCACGCUCUAUCAAGUUGUCGACUCAGGCACGCGCAGUCCCUCGUACGUGACGCCGGACGCAAUGCGCAAUAUGACCUGCGGCGAGUGCUGCCGCCGCCGCUUCAUGCCCAACCGUGGACGCGAGGCGCCGUCGUACUUGCGAUAUAUUGCCGAGCGCUACGACACGCUGCCGCAGUGGGUCAUCUUCCUCCAAGGCAAGCCGCACGGCGACCCUUCCCUGCUGAACCGCGUGUCGGAUUGCCUGUGGCGCGAGGAGCCUCGAGAAUGGACUGUGGACGCCGCCGCCGACUUCCUGCCGAUCGUGCCGACCAUCUACGUCACAGACCGUUCCCUGCACUACGAAGACUGGCAGCCGGGAUACACGGAGCUCUGGAACCAGUGGGGCACCGGCUUCCCGUUUGAGGAGACGCCGCACCUGCCGAGGUCGCCAAAGGGCAUCAGGACCGUGUCGUUCGAUUGUUGCGCGCAGUUCCUCGCGUCGCGCCGCGCACUGCGCAGGAACCCACGGCAGCUGUACGAGGUGGGCAGCGAGGUGGCCCUCACCUUUGACGGCGCCAGCGCAGAGAAGGCGACUCAGCUCGACAAGCGGGCCAACUUUGGCCUCAACUGGGCGGGCUCCGCCUUUGAGCACAUCUGGCACGUACUGCUCGGGCAGCCGGCUCGUAUGGAGAAGCACUGCAACCCUUGCAGUCGCGGUGGCGCCAACCGCCACGGCAUGAGCGCGUCCAACGCGAGCGGGCCAUUCCACUGCUGCGUGACGACGCGGGAGAACUUGCUCUCGCCAACCGCGCUCCCGUCCCCCGCGCUACGAGCCAAAGCUCUGUCGGUCGGCGCAGAGAUCGCUCAAGAGCUAUCGGUCGAGGCGAUCGCAGUCCAUGCGAGCGACGCGGCGAUCGACGACCUCCUGGCCGACAACGAGAUCCGGGCCGUCACGGCCAACUGCAUUGUGAAACCCGCCGACGCCCAAGCCCCCAGUGCCGCCUGCGAAUGA
Messenger RNA from Emiliania huxleyi CCMP1516, 1086 nucleotides. RefSeq lists its product as hypothetical. The coding region runs from base 1 to 1086 and encodes 361 amino acids. The transcript is spliced from 3 exons. Lineage: Eukaryota; Haptophyta; Isochrysidales; Noelaerhabdaceae. The record is from RefSeq and is a predicted model, not a curated record.